Molecule: messenger RNA, 2673 nt
Organism: Conger conger (European conger)
Lineage: Eukaryota; Metazoa; Chordata; Actinopteri; Anguilliformes; Congridae
Product: LHFPL tetraspan subfamily member 7 protein-like
Exons: 4
Coding region: 437-1096 (219 amino acids)
Cellular component (GO): membrane
Source: RefSeq, a predicted model, not a curated record
ACACAGCGAACACUCUGUCAGCGCCUGAUGGAGUGAUUCGAUAGCUGUCACUUAAUUCUGGAUUUAACUUUCACGCACAAUGAGCACGAUGAAUUGACAUGUAUCUGUACUUUGAUAUCUAGCGCGCAGCUGCGGAAUGACAGAUGUGGAGGCAGGUUGUUCUCUGGGUGUAUUCAUUUGGGUGUGACAAAAUACUGCCGCAAGUCCUUGACCGUAACAUGUGUACUGUAAUUUAAAACAGAGGAUCACAGCAGUCGCGCGCAACUUUUUCACCGUGGUACUGUGAACACAGAUGUUAUAUUUUCGGACAUCAUUUGUCUCUUCCUUGGUCCGAGUGGGAAUUAACUUAUCAUGUUUUACCUGAUGGACAGCAAGGCGACAUAAACCCAAGGUUUUGACUGAUUUCUUGUUGCGCUCACUGAACUGGUCUUCGAGGAUGUUCAGCUGCAUCGGUUGCUUUUGGGUGCUCCUUUCCUCGGCUCUCGUGGCGAUCUGCAGCUACAGUUUUGCCACUCCGGCAUGGAUUGUGAAGGACCCCCUACGAAAUGAAGCCACAGUGAGCUUUGGGCUACUGUGGCACUGCUCGGAGUCUAUGGAUCAUAUGUACAGCUGUUACUCGUUUGCAGGGCUCGGGAAAUUUGCUGAAAUUCCCUCCGUCUCUUGGCAGGCCAGUGUGGUCCUUUGCUGUGGCGGCUGCGUGCUCCUGGCUCUCAGCUCCAUGCUGGCCUUCAUCACAAUCUUCCUCCCCAGCGGAGCCUGUGAGCGGAGGGCGUGUGUCCUGGCUGGCUAUGUGCAGAUGGUGUCAGUGUUCAUCAUGGGCUCGGGCCUGCUGGUGUACCCCUUUGGGCUGAACUCCUCCCUGGUGAAGUCGUUUUGUGGUAAUUCGGAUAUCUACAACGCAGGAGAGUGCCAGAUCGGCUGGGGCUACAUGCUGGCCAUCGUUGGGGUCAUGCUCACCAUCUUUCUGCCUUUCUUUGCAAAUGAAGGCACUGGAACUCCUGCCUGCACCUUAUUGGCUGAAGUGAAAUGCCCACCACAAACAGGACCCAAGGCAUUGUCUUCCUCCAUGCUGUACAAUACGCCACUUCACAGAUGAUUUGCUGUUUCAUGAAACUGUUACUACUGGCCAUUUUCUACAUGUGGAAAGAAGAAGCCUUUAUUUUCCUAUCAUAGGAUAGAUAAAGAAAUUCAUCAGCCAGUUUUUAUAUUUUUUUGCACCUCCGUUUCUCAUUUGUAUGUGAUGAAAUGUAUACAACAUCUUGUGCAAACAUCCAGUUUUAAACAUUGGUGUGUAUUAUGUGUAACGGGCAGUGUGGUUGCAUAUUUGUAUUAUUUAUGUGUUUAACUCAAAUGUAUUUUAAUGUUGCCAACUGUGACAAGUUACCAUCACUGAAAAGCAAAACAAUUGCUCUCACAUUCCAAAAGUAUCCUAUUGAACUAUCAGGGAUUGUUUUCAAUGAUAGAUUAUUGGAGCAAUUUGUGUAAAUUCUUUCACUGAAAGAGAAACACAUCUUCAGGGACAUCACUUGACAUGAAAAACAGAGUCCAAGGAACUGCAAACACUUUCCUGGAUAACACAACAGCAAAUGGACUCUGAGAAGAGAUACAAAAAGAUCUCCAAACAAGCAGUCAAAAUGGCGAGGAUAGAGACAGUGUGAUCUGAACAUCCUCUCUGUUAUCUGGUAACUAGAUCAGCUAGAUAGAGGUGAGCUGUGUUCAUAUAAAGGGAACUGUACAAUACAUAGAGAUGCGAUCUCGAACUGGAGAGUGAAUAUAUUGAUGUCAUAAUUCAUUCUGAGAGAAGCAUUCGUAAAGUUAAAUGAAUUAUUUUUUAUCCACACAUAUUUUCAAACUACACAGCUUCCCUCUUAGCAGCAUCUGUCUGUAUUGUUUUUUUCAGGUUUGGCUUUGCUUGUCAAGUGGAUGUGCUAUGAUUGCAUAGUAUAUAUCUUCACUCUUUUUCUUAAGUGUUUAAAUAACUGAUUGUGUUGAAGUCCUGAAAAAUGAAAACACAAUACAACCUGUGCAUUUAUCCUUGUUCUGUGUAGCCCAGAUGUAAAAAGGUGAAGCUCUUGAUGAUAAACCUUGAAGAUAAUACUUGCUUCUGAAAAUACUGCACUGGCUUUAAAGCAGUGGUGGAAAACACACAGUCAAAUGUGCUAUAUUAUCAGAUUCAUAAUGUAUAUGAACAAUACAUAUUUGAAUCUAUGAAAAAUAUAAUUAUAUUUUAUUUUAAUUAAUACAUAUUUCAUAAACAGUGUGAUGUUAUACAAUCAUGGAAUUUAUUAAUAGUUUAUUUAAUUUUGUCUUAAUUUGAAUUUGAAUAUGAGCUAUUUUUCAUAAAUAUAUGGCAUGUAUUAGCAUACACUCAUGGACUUGGCCCACUUACAAGUUUGGGUCAUCUACAAGAUUAAGUUCCCCACCAUUGUUUUAAACCCUGAAGUACGGUAAACAGUAGUGAAAAUAAUAGAAUAGGAAUCGAAAAAAUGAAAACAAUUGAUUUAAUCUUGUUUAAAGUUUGAAUUGGAAAAUGACAAACCAAGCGUGACCAAACCAACCUGUGCCUUCACACAGUGUACUGCAACAGCAACAAGGCUAUAACCAGGACAUGUCCAGUCUCUAUUAAAACUAUGUAUACAUCAUGGGUCUGUGAAAUGUGUACAAAUAUUUCAA